Cajanus cajan (pigeon pea) is the source of this 700-nucleotide messenger RNA. Its product is annotated as autophagy-related protein 8C. NCBI's taxonomy places the organism in Eukaryota, Viridiplantae, Streptophyta, Magnoliopsida, Fabales, Fabaceae. The record is from RefSeq and is a predicted model, not a curated record.
ACUUGCGAAAGAAACGAUCCGAGGCGUAUACAGAAAGUAUAAGUAGACGUUCCGUGUUGGACUCAAACAGAACAAAACAAAACCAAACCCUAAUUUCAAUUCCAUCCACAACCAGACAGAGACAUACCCUCUUUCGUUUGCCCAGCCACUUCAAUCAUUCAUAGAUAUCAAUCACUCUUCUAAUUUCGUCAUGGCCAAAUCCUCCUUCAAGCUUCAACAUCCUUUGGAAAGAAGGCAGGCUGAAGCUGGUCGCAUUAAAGAAAAAUAUCCUGAUAGAAUACCUGUGAUUGUGGAGAAAGCGGAAAGAAGUGACAUUCCUGACAUUGAUAAGAAAAAAUACCUCGUCCCUGCUGAUUUAACUGUUGGCCAGUUUGUUUAUGUUGUCCGCAAAAGAAUCAAGCUCAGUGCAGAGAAGGCUAUAUUUGUUUUCAUCAAUAACACUCUACCUCCAACUGCCGCAUUGAUGUCUGCUAUUUAUGAGGAAAAUAAGGAUCGAGAUGGUUUUCUUUACAUGACUUAUAGCGGAGAGAACACCUUCGGAUCCCACUAGUCAUAAUGCAUCUUAACUUCUGUAAAUAGCUCCUGCAAAUUAUUAUUUUCCUGCACCCAAUUGUCAAUGCAUGGCUUAUUGAGUAUUGUUAUGCUACAUUUGAAUAUGUUUCUUAUAUUUAAAUAAUUAUUUGGUUACCCCGCAUUUGAA